Molecule: messenger RNA, 4928 nt
Organism: Haplochromis burtoni (Burton's mouthbrooder)
Lineage: Eukaryota; Metazoa; Chordata; Actinopteri; Cichliformes; Cichlidae
Gene: nedd4a
Product: NEDD4 E3 ubiquitin protein ligase a
Biological process (GO): ubiquitin-dependent protein catabolic process; receptor internalization; neuromuscular junction development
Molecular function (GO): sodium channel inhibitor activity; protein binding; ubiquitin protein ligase activity
Source: RefSeq, a predicted model, not a curated record
CCUGGUUGGGAGCUUCUGGAGACACAUGAUAUGUCAGGUCCCAGACAAAACCAGAUCCUGCCUCCUCUUCCUCCUGGCUGGGAGGAGAGGCAAGAUAAUCUGGGAAGGAUCUACUAUGUUAAUCAUGAAACCAGAACCACACAAUGGCAACGGCCCACCACGCAAGACGGCAAUUUGGAAGUUCAACGAAGACAUAACAGUAAUACGGAUGCGGCGCAUGUUUUCAUAACACGCAGACAGAUCUCAGAACAUGAGGAUAGCACGCAAGAGUCUCCAGAGAGCUGGGAGAUCAUUACAGAGGAUGAUUCCACCCAGUACCACAGUAGUAACCAGCUCAGAUCACCUUCACCCCGCACCCCAGUGGAGUUCCACUCAGUGUGCGAUGAAAUGAGGAUCGUUAACAUCGCUGCCGCAGCUGGCGAGCAGCGCCCCUCCCAGAUCGAUCACAGCAGUAAUUCAAGGCAUUCCAGUCGCAGAGGAAGUGCCCAGACCUCAACAGGAGAGGAACAUCCUGCUAAUCCUGUGCUGCUUCCAACCUCAACUGGGUUACCUCCAGGCUGGGAGGAAAAGCGAGAUAGUAAAGGAAGACGCUACUUUAUCAACCACAACAACCGAACCACUACAUGGACACGACCUCUCGUGCAGAGAACUUCAGAGGCAGCACCAGCACCAUCAGCACCGUCAGCAGCAGCAGCAGCAGCAGCAGCGGCACAGAGUAGUGCAGGCUUAUCACAAAGCCCUACACCACCCCAACCAUCAGCAGCAACAGAGGAGUCUCCUCAGCACACUCCAAGCCCCGAGGCCACGCGAGAAUCUGGCUUCCUGCCGCUCGGUUGGGAAGUUCGCAGUGCACCCAAUGGAAGGCCGUUUUUCAUCGACCACACUACCAAGACAACUACCUGGGAAGAUCCCAGGAUAAGGAUUCCUGUACAAAUGAGGAGGAGAUCCUCGCUUGAUCCUUCCGAUCUUGGCCCUCUGCCGCCUGGCUGGGAGGAGAGGGUCCACAGUGAUGGCAGGGUCUUCUACAUAGAUCACAACACAAAGAACACACAAUGGGAAGAUCCCAGAUUGCAGAACGCUGCUAUAACUGGACCAGCAGUGCCUUACUCUAGAGACUACAAACAGAAGUAUGACUACUUCAAGAAGAAGCUGAAGAAACCGGCGGACAUCCCAAACCGCUUUGAGAUGAAGCUGAAACGAAAUGCAGUGCUGGAGGACUCAUACCGACGCAUCCUCUCGGUCAAGAGGCCAGACCUGUUGAAGGCACGACUGUGGGUGGAGUUUGAUGGAGAAAAAGGACUGGACUACGGUGGCGUGGCCAGGGAGUGGUUCUUCCUCAUGUCCAAAGAGAUGUUCAACCCGUACUACGGGCUAUUCGAGUAUUCCGCCACGGACAACUACACACUGCAGAUUAACCCCAACUCAGGUUUAUGCAACGAGGACCACCUGACCUACUUCAAGUUCAUCGGUCGCGUGGCAGGCAUGGCUGUGUUUCACGGCAAACUCCUCGAUGCUUUCUUCAUUCGGCCCUUCUACAAGAUGAUGCUGGGGAAGCCAAUCACCCUCCAGGACAUGGAGUCUGUUGACGGUGAAUAUUUCAACUCCCUGAAGUGGAUUUUGGAGAACGACCCAACGGACUUGGACAUGAGGUUCACUAUUGAUGAAGAGCUGUUUGGACAGACUCACCAGCAUGACCUGAAACCCGAUGGCUCAGAGAUUGUCGUCACCAAUGAAAACAAGGAUGAAUACAUCCACCUGGUGAUUCAGUGGAGGUUUGUGAACAGAAUACAGAAGCAGAUGACUGCCUUCAAGGAGGGCUUCUUUGAGUUGGUACCGCAAGAUCUGAUCAAGAUCUUUGAUGAGAAUGAGCUCGAGCUGCUCAUGUGUGGUCUUGGAGAUGUGGACGUGAACGACUGGAGAGCGAACACAAAGUAUAAGAACGGCUACUGCUCCAACCACAUGGUUAUCCUGUGGUUUUGGAAGGCGGUGCUGCUGAUGGAUGCAGAAAAGCGAAUCCGGCUCUUACAGUUUGUGACGGGAACAUCCAGGGUCCCGAUGAAUGGCUUUGCUGAACUCUAUGGCUCUAAUGGACCGCAGCUCUUCACCAUCGAGCUUUGGGGAACACGUGAAAAACUUCCCAGGGCCCACACAUGCUUUAAUCGGCUGGACCUUCCUCCGUACGAGUCCUUUGAGGAACUGAGGGAGAAGCUUAACAUCGCUAUAGAGAAUGCACAAGGCUUCGACGGGGUGGAUUAGUGCAUACGUGGGAAAUGAGCUGAACUGACAUUGCUGUCAUUGGAGUAAAGCAAAGCUGCGUGAUGCCCCUGGGAAAAAAUACAAAAACAACAACAACAACAAAAAAGCUGUGUAUCAGACUCAGGUUUUAACCUGCCGGCUGUGAAGAUGGAGAGCAACAAGACUCACAUGAGUCCUCUGUCGGGGCCCAGCUGAAGAAAAGACAUGAAAUCUGGAGUGAUGGAGGUGUUUUUACGUCACCCUGCGUGUUGUAAAGUUUACAAAUCAGGUUAUCCUAGUAUUUAAUUCUCUGAUGCAAGUCGCUCAAAGGUGUAUUCACUCUUAUUUGUUCUGCGAAAAUGCUCAUAUAUUUAAAUAACUUGAUUCUGUGAAGCGAUAAGAGUAUCUGAAUGUGAAUAACAGCUGUACAGUUUAUGAUAAAAACCUACAUUUUAAAAAUGGACGUUUGAUUUAGUUUUACUCACUUUUUGCCCAGCCACAUGCAUAAAGACAGAUGUGUACACACAUCCUUUCAGUCAGAUUGUCCUCUCUUAAUAACAUCAGUGUUUGAAACUGUAAAUACAUAAACAAGUCUUUCCACUGCAUCUUUAGACAUGAAUGGAUGUAACCACUCUUUUUUUUGUUUUGGGGUUUUUUGGGGGUUUUGUUAAUGAAACCACUGUUUGCACCUCAGGUUAUUUAAUUUGGCCAUUUAAAAAAGGGUAGUUGUACCAAAUGUGAAACUGAGGAACUGAUCAGAGAUGGCAGGGGAAGAGCAGGAUUAUGUGAUGGACCCAUUUGUGGAAUCAAAAGCUGCAAGAAAAUCUGCAUCAGAAGAAAGGUGAAAGUUCAGAGGAAGAAAAAUCCUGGCCGAGUUCUAGAAACAAGAAAGCUCAUCUGUUUGUACAUUACACACUGCCUUAGUUAUUAAUAAUAGUAGUAGGUGUUUAAUGUUAGUAAGUCAUUUCCACUUCAUCAGGCCCCAUUUUCUCUAUAAAAACAUGUGAAUGAAUAGUCUGAAUUACGCCUGAGGUGCACACAAAACUCAUUCUUUCUUUGUAGUAAACCGGAGCUCACGGCUUUUGUGCGUGCUUGUUUAUACAGUCGUGUUCAGCUCAUUUUGGGUCUUAUGUUGUCACUUUAUUACAUGCAGGUCCUUCAUGCUCGGUGUAAAAACUAUUGCGCUCUAGCAAAGGCAAGAAUUUAAUGCUUAAAAAAAAAAAGCCAUGCUCGCCACUUAAUUUGUCUCCAUUGCUGUUAAACACUAAUUGGGUGUUUCUGUUCAACAGUUUAAAAUGUCCUUAAACAACAAAAAAGAUUAAACUUUUUUUUUCAUUUAGUUUCUUUUUAUUUAUUUUUUUACUUUUUUUCCAUUCCAGUUUUUUUUUUGAAGCACUGAUGCAGUGUCCCAAAUAUAUAUAUGUAUAGACCUCAGAAGCAUUUCUAGCAGAAAAUGUGCAGGUUACGUGGGAAUGUGAGCGACUGCCGUCAGUCAGUUUGGUGAAUCAUUGUGGUCGUGAUGUGUAAAAACCCGGACCAGUAACAGACUAAAUACGCUCUUGUCUGUGUGCAGAUUUGGAGAAGUGACUGUCUGCAGUGUUGGACUGUGCUGAUUUACUAUGCAAAUGUGACUGCAUUUGUUUAAACUGCCACUCGGGAGUUGCUCGGUGUUGUCGAACAGGUCUCGAUGCAUCUCUACAGUCAGUAUCUGUUCUUGUUCGUUCGAUAGCUCCUCGCGCUCAAGUUCAACACUGACUGUUUAUAAAGCAGAAGAAUAAAUAGAUGUACAUUAACGUUAGAGCUCCUUAGCUUUGCAUAAACGUUAGCAGACAGACUGACUUAUACAGUUUUAAUACGGCGUGUUAGAUUUUAUGCUUUGAUUUUUGUCAGUGAAUGACAUUUUAUUGUCUUCUACUCAUCAAGGGUGUCUAAUUGCAGCAAAGUGCUCUAUUUUUAAGAGUGCAAUUUACAAAAACAUAUAUAUAUAUUGUUGGUUGUUAAAAUGUGUACAGAUUGUUCUUUUCAAAAUUAAUUACUUGUAGUACCUUUUGUAUGCAGUUACUUUGUGAGAAAGUAACUGUGCUUAAGCCGUACUUUGAACUUUUUCUGAACGGUAAGACACGUGUUUACAUAACUGCCGUGUUUACAGGUCGGUGAUGAAAGGAAAGAAAGUUGUGGGCUGGUUUUUGUCUCUGACGACAGUUUUAUAUACCUAUUCUUUUAUAAAGUGAAGCACUUUGUUAAUAUUGAUGAGUCUUACUUCUGAAAUCUUUGCCAAUCUGUUGCCUGCAUAAAUCUCUCUUUAAAAUCAUUAUCCGAUGCUUUAAGCGCACAUCUCUUCAGAUGUUUACAUGUGAGCAUUGCUGAGAGCAUUUUUUUUGCAGAGAAAAGCACAUUCUCUCCUUUCAAUGGUAUUUAAAUACCAAUGCCUUUUAUUUGUCAUGUGUCAUUGAAUUCGCUGGUCUAUGAAAUGAAUAGACAUCCUGUUGCCUACUGAAGACUAAUUAAUACAUACUUCAUUUCGGAUAUAUCAAACUUUGUUAUUAUAACACCUGUAAGUGCAUUAAAUCAUCGAUGGUGUAUGUAAAACAUUUUAAAGGGCAGAACAAACUGUAGCUGUUAAAUCCCAAUGUGAUGGCCUAUAACACAGAAUAUAAAUGUAUUGGAAAAAUAAAGACAUGUAAAAACACUUA